GACACAGCCAGUUUCAUUAUAUUAAUAUUAAUCACAUCUAAUCAAUCUCCGAGGCUGAUGAAUCUCGAACGAUCAACUUCUCGAAUUAGCCGGUCUCGGAGAGCAUAGAAUGCUCUCCUUCAUUUUUCACCCUGAGUGUACUUCCACUGCGUGCCUACUCACUGACCCGGAUCCCAUCCACCCUCCCACAUUCCCAUCUCACUCCAUUCCAGACACAAUGGCUUCCAAAUUCUGGCCCAAAGGCGGCCUGCCCGGCCUCCUACACCACUAUGUUAGUCCUUCCUCAUCAAUUUCACCUCUAGGAGAAACCCCCUCAAGCUAACGCACGCCAAAACCAGACCGAAACCCUCGUCACCUUCGAAUACACAACCACGCCCACCCCCAAACCCAACAGCCUCCUCUUCAUCGGCGGCCUCGGCGACGGCCUCGCCACAACCUCCUACACAGCAGACCUCGUCCGGGCCCUCGCCCCAACAAGCUGGUCCCUCUUCACCCUUAAUGUAACAUCCUCCUACCAAGGCUGGGGCCUCGGCCACCUCGACCGUGACACCACCGAGAUCGCGCAGUGCGUGCAGUACAUCCAGUCUUACAAGCGCGACCUACUACCAUCCAGCAGCGCGGGGAAGAUCGUCCUCAUGGGCCACUCCACAGGCAGCCAGUGCGUGCUGCACUACCUGUCUCGGGAGAAUCCGCACGCGGCGCCCGCGCCGGCGUUCGACCCCUACCUGGUCAAUGUGGUGCGCCCCGCUGUGGACGGGGCCAUUAUGCAAGCGGCUGUGUCUGAUCGCGAGGCGAUGCAGUGCGUUCUGGCGGGGGGCAUUGGGGAUCGGUCAGCGGAGGAGUGUCGGCGGGUUUAUGAGAAGAUGGUGAGCUUGGCGCGCGAGGCGGAGAAGGCGCGUGGUGUGGGUGGGGAGGAUUUUGUUCUCCCGCUGGAGCUGACGAGUAUGAUUUACCCUGGGCUGACGGCUGUGAGCGGGCGGCGGUUCUUGAGCCUCGUUAGUCCUGAGAGUCCGGCUGCGCCGAGGGAGGAUGAUAUGUUUAGUUCGGAUAUUGGAGAUGCGGUGCUGAAGGGGACUUUUGGGAUGGUGAGGGAGAGGGGAUUGCUGGAGGGUGGGCUGAUGGUGUUGAUGUCGGGGGCGGACCAGUCGGUGCCGGAGUGGGUGGAUAAGGAGGCGCUGUUGGCGAGGUGGAGGCGGGCGACGGAUGGUGAUGGACCGCCCAUUUGGGAUCAUGAGCACAGUGGUCUGAUUCCGAAUGCGUCGCAUGCGUUGAGUAAUGAUGAUCAGGCGAAGCCGAGGCAAUUCUUGGUUGAGAAGGUGUUGGGGUUCUUGGGUGUAUGAUAUGUGGAAUGCUCCGGAGGACUGGAGCUACUGGAUAUAUAACAUCAUGUCAC
This is a messenger RNA of Aspergillus candidus, 1393 nucleotides long. It is a transcript of the gene sidJ, whose product is annotated as putative siderophore biosynthesis lipase/esterase. Bases 636 to 1340 code for a protein of 234 amino acids. Lineage: Eukaryota; Fungi; Ascomycota; Eurotiomycetes; Eurotiales; Aspergillaceae. The transcript has a single exon. The record is from RefSeq and is a predicted model, not a curated record.